UUUUAAAACUGUUUUUUUUCUAAUAUAUUUUAAUCUGUGUUUUCAUCCACUGUAAGGUGAAAAACGUCCUAAUUAACAGUAUUAAAGGCUUAAAAUAUCACACGUCUGUGUGAAAAAGUCUCUGCUUAUUGAGAAAUUGAAAUGAAUGAACUUUUCAAUAAUGUCCUGAUUAAAAGGAGGUCUGUUAAAUAACGCUACAUAAUAACGAAGAGAAAUAUGUUGGACUUAAACUGCGUUAAAGAUUAUUAAAGCUCAUUGUAAAACUGUAAAGUGGAAGGGAAACAGAAAUAACUGUAUCUGUGGUCCGCCUCAGAAUAAGAAAAAAAAAUAGAGCAGUUUUUUUUUUUAAGCAUCCAUUGGUGGUUGUGCGCUGUCAGUCAAAUGUGGGUGGUAUCGGUUGACAAAUGAGACUUCUAGUAAGUCCUCCUCACAUGCUGUACAACACAGAGUCAACAGGCUGUACGGGACAGCAGACGGAACAUCAGCACGACUGGACAGCAUAAACAAAGCAGCGCUCCGGCAGAUCCGUCCCACCGAUUCAACUUUAUCCCCCCGGAAAGAUCACCGAGUAGGCUGCCUUUUAAAAAAAAAAAAAAACUGCUCCACAGGUUUCCACCGGCUUGGGAUGUGACUUCCAGUGAGAAUUUUGCGCCCAGGCGGAGCACCGCGACUUUUCUCCAGCUUCUUAACAUUGCAGAGACGAGAUUUUUUAUUUUUUUUUAUUUUACUUUAUCUAUUUAUUUUUCAACUUUUAAAAGAGGCGUCGCAAUUUAUAUGACAUUGUAACAACACCUAUCGACACCAUGGCGGAAGCGGCCCAGCAGCCACACCUGGUGGAGAUCGACCCGGAUUUCGAGCCCCUCUCGCGGCCCCGGUCGUGCACUUGGCCCCUGCCCCGGCCGGAGUUCAUCAACCCGGGGGACUCGAACACUUCGUCGCCGGUGCCGUCCGUGAAGCAGGAGCCCGGCGUGGGCAAUGCGGAGUUCAUCAACAACCUGAGCCUGCUGGAGGAGAACGAAGACUUCGCGGAGCAGAAGCCGGUCAUCAUGUGCAACGAGUUCCAGUGUCAGGAGAACUGCGUCCACCAGCAAGCUCAGCAGCAACACCAUCAGCAACAUCAGCACCAGCAGCAGCAGCAGCAGCACCCGAACCCGCAACUCCCGCAUCAGCAGCAGGUGCCUCUGCUCUCCACCCCGGUGGGCUCCUCACCUUCCGCGGCCGCAGCGGCUGCUGCAGCCGCCGCGCAGAGGAAGAGCAGCUCCUCUCGGCGGAACGCAUGGGGGAAUAUGUCAUACGCAGACCUCAUAACCAAAGCUAUCGAAAGUUCUCCAGAGAGCAGACUAACUCUGUCUCAGAUUUAUGACUGGAUGGUGAAGAGCGUGCCUUACUUCAAGGACAAGGGAGACAGCAAUAGCUCUGCAGGCUGGAAGAACUCUAUCAGACACAACCUGUCCCUGCACAGCCGCUUUGUCCGCGUCCAGAACGAGGGGACAGGGAAGAGCUCGUGGUGGAUGUUGAACCCGGAAGGCGGGAAAAGUGGAAAGUCCCCGAGACGCAGGGCGGCCUCUAUGGACAACAACAGCAAGUUCACAAAGAGCAAGGGAAGAGCAGCAAAGAAAAAGCUGUCCCUACAGGGCGGCGCCGACGGCAGCGCUGACAGCCCGAGCUCCUACUCCAAGUGGCCCGGCAGCCCCAACUCCCACAGCAACGACGACUACGACACCUGGAACGGCUUCAGGCCUCGGACCAGCUCCAACGCCAGCACCGUCAGCGGCCGCCUCUCGCCCUUCGUGCCCGAGGACGACCUGGGAGAAUCCGACGUGCACAUGGGCUACGCCGGAGCUCCGGGACCAAAGAUGACGGCCACGCUGCCCAGUCUCACCGAGAUGACCGCGUCUCUGGGGCACAGUUCUGAGAACGUCAUGGAGAACCUCCUGGACAACCUGAACUUGCUGUCGCCCAACAACUCGCAGGUCAGAGGGGGGGCCACGACCCCCGGCUCCUCGCAGUCCUCCCCCUCACCGAUGAUGCAGCCGAGCCCCGGUUACCCGGCCUACAGCUCCCCCAGCAUGGGCUCCCAGCCGCAGCAGGAGUUCCACGAGUGCGUCUACGGCCAGGCCGGGAUGAACUCCAUGUCGUCCAUGCCUCUUCAGACUCUGUCGGAAAGCAAACCCGGCUUCGUGCCCGGCAUGGGGCAGUACAGCUGCCCCGCCGGGCUCCUGAAGGAGCUGCUGACGUCGGACACCGACCAGCACAGCGAGAUGAUGCCGUCAGUGGACACGGUGGCGUCUCAGUCCGCCGGGGGCUGCAUGCUGCCGCCGUACAGCAGCGCCCAGCACGUAGCCAAACUCAUGGCGGGAGGGAGCGCUCACCCGCACGCUCUCUCCCACCCUCACCCCCACAACGUGCACGGCCAAGGGCAGGCCACGUCGGCAGCUAUGAACGGCCGCCUGCUCAUGUCGCUGAGCUACAGCGGGGGCAGCAUGCGUCUACCUGUCGCCAAAAGCCCCAUGCAGAUGCCUUACAGCCUCCCCGGGCACCACGGCGGGGGAGGCAUGCCGGGCAGCUUCUGUCCGCUGAACACCAACGGGUACGGCCGGGCGGGCAUGUCGGCGCCCUCGCACAUGGAGAAACUUCCCAGCGACCUGGAUGACAUGUCCAUCGAAAAGUUCGAGAUCGACAUGGAGAGGGUCCUGCACGACACGCUCAUGGACGGAGACUCCCUGGACUUUAACUUUGAGCCAGUUGUGACCCAACAAGGUUUCCCGCACGGCGUGAAGACCACCACGCACAGCUGGGUGUCUGGGUAGAAAGGCGAGGGCAAUUCGAGAUCCGUUCAGCUGAUCCAAUGCCGUUGGGGGCAAAGAAAGAAGAAAGUUAAAACGAGAAUAAAGGUCCUCAUCCCUGAGAAAUCUGUUUUCCAGCAACAUUACUGCUCCUAAAUUAUAUUUCCAGCCAACGUUAUUUCUGCAAUCCUCUGUGGACAGGUCACCUUUAAAGCCGAUGAAGACGAGAUCAGGAUUUUUUUUUUUCCAAGUGCCAAACAUUUUGCCUUAACAGGAGAGCCGGACCGAAACACAUACAGUGUCCUGAGAAGUAAUAACACCUUUUAACCUUUCCUAUUAUAUCAUAUUACAGUCACCGAUGUGUUUUACUGGGAUCUCAUGAGGUAGACCAACACAAUAUCAGUGUGAAUCUGAAUUAGACAAAAAAUAGUAUUUGUUUUAAGAUUUUAUACAAAAAAGAAAUUUGAGCCAAUACUGUAAAAAAAAACAUCUUUCACUGCAGUUACAGCGCCACGUCUUUUAGGGGAUGCCAUUUUUGCACAUUUAGAGACCUAACAUUUAGAGGUUUAAAUAUGUGUCCAUUACUCUUGGCAAAGUAGGUCAAGCUCAGUUAGAUUGGACGGAGAACAUCUGUAAAAACUGUAGCCGCUGACUCUCAAAUGGAUUUAGGUCUGCACUUUAAAUCUUUCCAACACAUGCAUUUGCUUUGAUCUGAACAAUUCCUUUCUAGCUGUGACAGCGGGUGUCGCCUCAUUUUCCUGCAGCUAGGUGAACGUGCUCCCGGCCUCAAGCUUUCUGCAGGUGCCAACAGUGCCCCCCCCCCCCCCCCCCCCCCCCUCCAGUAUUGCCCCGCAUUUUCUACAUCCAUCUCCCCAUAAAGUCACUGCCAAAGAAGCACAAUCCUCGCUGCCUGAUGCUGCCACCACCAUGUUUCAGCAUGCACGCAGUCUGCUCAGGGUGACUGCAGUAUUUGUUUCCUCCAUGAAUAAAUGCUUAGUAUGUACACCAAAGUAUGGAUGUACGCCAAAUUUAGUUUUAGUUUUAGUCUCAUCUGACCAGAGCAACCAGAGAAACCUAAUUGAAGUCUUUCAACCAUGGCAUUAUUGUGCACAAAGACCCGAUUUGGAUAGUUUUUGACUCCUCCCGCUUGAGCUGUAGAUCUCUAUAACUCUUCCAGAGUUAUUGUGAAUUAAAUCAACCCUGCUUCAAAAUUUAUUGAUUGAUUUUAAUUAUGCUUUCGCUUGCACUAGAUUAUUUUGCUUGCACUAGAUUUUUUUUUUUGAGAUCUCAAGAGUUGAGAAGGCCGAAUGCAAAAGCACACCACGCUUUUCAGUUUGUUAUUUGUAAAACAAUUUUGAUUUACAUUCCACUUCACCACUAUGCACUACUUUGCGUCGGUCGACCUCAGUAAAACACAUUACAGUUGGUUUUUGUCACUCGACAACAAGGGUAGAAAAGUUAAACAGGUAUCAUUACUUUUGCAAGACACUGUAUUUCCAGUUUACACUGCCAAAUACAUCGCAUCAGCAGCACAACAAUCAGAUGACGGGCACGCUCUCAAACUGUUUGCUGUGUCAUCAAGUCAAGCUUUUUGUACCUAAUGACGGAUUUCUACUUCUGACAAAUGAUGAAGGUAACGUGCCGUGUGCUCUUUGGGACUGAAAUGCGAAAAAAUGAGAGAUUUUUCCAGAGGACUCUGAACGAUGUUACACGAGAACAUACUUCUUACCUGAGUGUACAUAAUGUAAUCGAAAGGUUUUUAAUAUUUGGUUUCUUGUUGUUGUUGUUUUUUUUUUUUUCUAUUGAGUUUGUAAAUACUGUUUACAGAGAGGAAACAAAAAUCAAACCAGCAGAAAUGAGCUCAAAAAUAAAAAUUGAAACUGGAUCUUUUAAUCGCAUGUUAGGUGAACAGGUCAGUCAGGCUGAUUUUUUUUUUUUUGUACAUACUUUGCAAAUGUAUAUUAAAAUGAUGCAGUACAUGUUUACUAGAUAUAGUAUAUAUUUGUGAGCUAAGUUAUUUGAGGUUAAUAUAGGUUUACGCUGGUGCACAAACUGCACUCGGACGAGUUAUUCGUCACUCUGAACCUUAAUACCACAGGGGCCUAUUUGUUGUGCCUAAAAAAAAAAUGUAGAUUUUGACUGCAGGCUCAGAUGAUAUUGUAAAUGUCUACGGUCCAGAAGAUGCUCAAAUAUAGCAGUCUUGAAAAAAUGUUGUUUAUUUUUUAUCUCUGUUUGCUUUUCUGGAGGUCAAAAAAAAAAAGUUGUGAAAAAUGAUGUUGCUGAAGUUUACUGAACACACGUUAGUGCUGUGAAUGUUCGAAAUUCGAGACAGUUGGCUGCAAGAAAUCUCUCAGCGCUGCUCAGCGUCAUUUUCACACAAAUAACCAGCCUCUGCCAGAGCUUUUGGUGUUUUCUUUCUGAUCUCAACGGUCAGAUUUGAUCCAAAGGAGCCCUCCGAUGCUGUCUUAAAGAACAGCCUUACUUCUCUAACUGCCCUCUCCUACCUCUGCUUACGAUUGUCUCUUCAAACAUUUACACGUUUUUUCAUAGCACCUGGUUUUUGUUUCGUAAAAGAUUUACUAAAUUCAUUGUCCCUGAAAAAUGCCACUAAGUGUUAGGUGUCUGAUCUGAGCUUGUAUAUUUGCAUUUCCUCGCCAGUCGCUGUACUGACAGACAUUGCAUCCUACGUAGAGUCAAAAAUGUGAAUAUGUGUAUGAAAACAAGCAUGACUUCAUCCGAUGAAGUUGGCUCGUCUCGUGGAUCGGAAAUCGAAAGCUAUGUUUGACAAUAAUGUCGGUUGUAGGAUUUACCGUGCAUCCCACAAUUGUUAGCAACCCCUGGUAAAGCCUUGUGUGAAAAAAAAGAAGAAAACAAUUUAACUAAAGUCUUUUUUUGCCGCAACAUAAUUUCACAGAAGCAUUUUAGCAAAAAUUCAACCUUUAAUUUUAGUGAAUUCAUUUAGUGGAGCAAACAUCCCGCAUUAAAAUCAUAGUUUUAACAAAAUCAAUGUCACUAUUAUUGUGAAACUUUAACAAUCCCUUUAAAUAAGUGUAACUGAACUCUUUUUUUUUUUAACUUUCCUCAGUUGAUUUGUGUCUAGAAAACCUUUAAUCGGUAAUCUGUGACCUGACAGAGAACAGUUUCUCUUAGCCACUCCUCAAUAUCUGAAAAGCAUGAGAAAAUGCCAUUCAAGUAAGGCAGUAAAGAAGAUCUUAUUAUGUCAGGAAAUUACUUUCUGGUCAUCGAAGGUAUGGAUA
Fundulus heteroclitus (mummichog) is the source of this 6043-nucleotide messenger RNA. It is a transcript of the gene foxo1a, whose product is annotated as forkhead box O1 a. The record is from RefSeq and is a predicted model, not a curated record. Gene Ontology annotation, cellular component: nucleus. NCBI's taxonomy places the organism in Eukaryota, Metazoa, Chordata, Actinopteri, Cyprinodontiformes, Fundulidae. Gene Ontology annotation, biological process: regulation of transcription by RNA polymerase II. Bases 804 to 2810 code for a protein of 668 amino acids. The transcript is spliced from 3 exons. Gene Ontology annotation, molecular function: DNA-binding transcription factor activity, RNA polymerase II-specific; RNA polymerase II cis-regulatory region sequence-specific DNA binding.